Molecule: messenger RNA, 213 nt
Organism: Clonostachys rhizophaga
Lineage: Eukaryota; Fungi; Ascomycota; Sordariomycetes; Hypocreales; Bionectriaceae
Source: the annotation of a GenBank genome assembly
AUGACUGGUCAAACCAAGCAUAUGGUCAGCAUUGAGAAAAGAACAAUGAGCCAUGAAGAAGUUGAGGAUAUUCUGCGUCCCAUGACUCCCCGUCCGGAGAUAGAGACUUCAGAUCACUUUUGGUAUAUUGUGAGCAGUGAGCCAUUCUUGUUCCCAGUUACACUCCUAAGUGGCGCUAUCUAUAAGAUUCCAAGCGUGGAGAUUCCUAAAUGA